AGCAGCAGCAACACCAUAGACGAGACGGAGACGAAGCAGAGGAGAUCGGAAGCAGAGUAACCAUGGCGGGCGGCGGCGGCGGCGAUCUCCUCCUUCUUCUGCACGUGCUACUCCUCGCGGCGGUCAUGUCGGCGAGAGCCCCGACGGCGCACGCGUGGGGCAAGGAGGGCCACUACAUGGUCUGCAAGAUCGCCGAGGGCUUCCUGACGGAGGAGGCGGCGACGGCGGUGAAGGAGCUCCUCCCCGGGUGGGCCGGCGGCGACCUCGCGGAGACGUGCUCGUGGGCGGACACCGAGCGGUUCCGGUACCGGUGGUCCAGCCCGCUCCACUUCGCCGACACCCCCGGCGACUGCCAGUUCAACUACGCCCGGGACUGCCACAACACAAACGGAGAGAAGGACAUGUGUGUUGUUGGAGCGAUCAACAACUACACCAGCGCGCUGAAGGACUCAUCAAGUCCAUAUGAUCCGACCGAGAGCUUGAUGUUCCUGGCACACUUCGUCGGCGACGUCCACCAGCCUCUCCAUUGCGGCCACGUCAAAGAUCUUGGUGGCAACACCAUCAUUGUCCAUUGGUACAGAAGGAAGAGUAACCUUCACCACGUAUGGGAUGUGAACGUCAUCGAGAAAGCCAUGAAGGACUUCUACAACGACGACGUAGCCACCAUGAUAAAGGCCAUCAAGAUGAACAUCACUGAUGAGUGGUCCAACGAAGAGAAGCAGUGGGAGACUUGCCGUAGCCGAACAAAGACCUGUGCCGACAAGUACGCCGAGGAGAGUGCAGAGCUUGCUUGCAAAGCGUAUGAGGGUGUUGAGCAAGAAUCCACCUUAGGAGAUGACUACUUCUUCGAAGCACUGCCGGUUGUCCAGAAGAGGAUAGCUCAAGGAGGCGUGAGGCUUGCCGCAAUACUCAACGGGAUCUUCGGUGGGAACAGAAGGAUUCAGAGCAGUUGAUCCAAUAGAAAUUAAACAGAAGAACGAUUAAGGAAUCAACCCGCGUUCUGGAUUAGAAUAAGAUUAUCCUGUCUGACCAUGUUAACUUCACCAUCACGAUUAGAUGUAUCCUCAUUUAGUCAUUUGUCAAAGUAACUUAGACAGCUACAGAACAUAAACAUUGUAACAUUGUGAUAUCUGUAUGCAAGUGAUGAUUCAUGGACAUUGCACUGUUUAUUGUACUA
Molecule: messenger RNA, 1177 nt
Organism: Oryza brachyantha (malo sina)
Lineage: Eukaryota; Viridiplantae; Streptophyta; Magnoliopsida; Poales; Poaceae
Product: endonuclease 2-like
Exons: 8
Coding region: 63-953 (296 amino acids)
Biological process (GO): DNA catabolic process
Molecular function (GO): endonuclease activity; nucleic acid binding
Source: RefSeq, a predicted model, not a curated record